CGAAGAGCAAACAGGAACAGAAAGUGAAGCCUGCUCAAGAUGUGUCGGUGUUUGUGUGUGUGAGGGUGACAAAAAGAAGCACACAAGCGGAUGGCAAAACGAGACAUAACAUGUUUGAUUAGCUGACAGGACGAAGCUUAAGCUGACACGCUGUGUGACCGGGAUUUCAGGUUGCAAGUAAAUCGAGGUGACGAGAGCGGCAAAAAGUGAAGGCGAGAAGCACUUCGCUGCCACUUCUGCAAGAGUACAGUAAUGCAGUUAUACCCUAAAGCUCAUUUCGGGUGGCUGCGGGCUUGAGUUGAACUGUUCGAUCCCUCCGCUUUAAGGGAGGAAGCAUUCUUGGAAAUAAAACUCCAAAGAGGCCUUAAAUCUGCUGAACUGGACAUCUGAUGUAGAACUGAAUUCACUAUGUGCAUUUGCCCUCCUAAAAGCCAUUUAUUAAGUAUUAAGUAAAGAAAAGUAUUUUGCAUCCUAAAGUCAUGGGUGGCACAACAGACAGGAUCGGCAACUUCUUCAACCUUCUUUGGAGUUUUGUUACGGAAAAACACAACCAGGGUGUCUACAACACCGUGUGCCUGGUGGUCCUCCUCACUCUGCCUCUGGUGGUCCUCCUCACCACGCUGGCGGUGUGCUGCCACUGCUGCUGCUGUCGCCAUGCCGACGGCUGCUGCGGCCGCCGCAGAGGAGGGGGCGCCACGGCAGCCGCCAAGUCGGAACCGAAGAAGAGGAAGAAGAAAAACUCGGCCAACGACGACGACUUAUGGAUUUCGGUCAAGACGGGGCAGAUGAUGCCCGAUCUGGUCGCCCUGCCGAUGGAGUAGGAAGUCCUUCUCAUUGUUUCGAAGGCUUUCACAGGACAGCAAAAGAAGACUGAAAAGACUGUGUUAAAUCUGGUGGGAUUUCAUUUAAGCCAUUUAGUAUGGGAAGGCCAUGUUACAAUCUUUGCGGUACAGACAUUCAUAAGCCCGACAGACGCCUCAACGGCGAUUUCUUGUAGAAACUACCCUGUUAUUCGCUAAAAAACUUGCUGUUUUUCUGCUCAGCCCACUAAAAGUCUUGCUUUGGCUUCAUCAUGUGGCAUCUCAGUGCCAAGGAACAACGUUGAAGUGAGUUUAGGAGCUUCAUGCCGCCAUCGUUUGGCAUCUAUCUAUAGGCAAUUAUAAACCUUGAUAUGUGAGUGAAAAUUAUUCACAUAUUUUUGCUAUUCGCGGCAGGGCUCGGCCCCCGGGGCUUCACUGUACGUUCUAUACUGUAGCUGCAAAUGUGUGUGUAUAUACUGUAUGCGUGCGCGCGUGAUUUCUUCAAGCUCCCAUGUGAAAUGUGUCGCAUCUGUAUUCAGGAGGGCGCGCCAGUUUUCAAGGCAGGCCGACUGCCUAGUUGUCAAUCUAGGCUCACUUUUGAAGUAAAAAAACAAAAAAAAACAUACCUCUUGCGCUUGAUUUUUGGCGUAUGAAUUCAAAGCAUGCUUUUGCAACUGUCGUUGCUAGUUUGGGUCUCGGCCUGUGUUUCAAUUUUCAUCUCUGUUACGUCCCGUGGGGCUUUGGUAGCAAUAUUCGUCAAACGUUAAAGAAGUUAUACUAUGCUUUUUUUUUUGUUUUGUUUUUACAAUUUUAAAAAUCUAAUCAUUAAAAUACCCCAAGAUCAACAAAUGAUAUUCUGUCUCACUAAAAGUAAUCCAUUUAACCCAACCUCAUGAACAAGUGUACGAAUAGCAUCUACUGGCGAGUUAGUGUUCCGUUAAAAUGGCGGAGCCUGUGUGUAGAAAAAUAGCAAGUGCCCAUAAAGACAGUAAAAGCAUUUUAACUCGUGGAUGCAGCAGUUCAUCCACUACACUGUGUGUAUGUGGUGCACGGGCAUGCCACAGAAGUUAAAGGCCCUGUGAAGUGAAAUCAGAGAUUUGUUUCUAAAUACAUUAUACAUGUUUGAAGAAAAUUGUUGAAAACGCACAAAAACUGAGAACAAUGUUGGACUCAAUUGUGGAGAUACAGGGCUCUAUUUUCGUAGAUGGUGCAUCUGCCACCAUAUCCUGCGUUUGCUUGCCAAUUUGGUAGACCAGUCUGUGCCAAGCUGGGCGUUCCGGUGCAGCGAGGGUGUGCGCUCGGCCAUGCGCCUGGCGGAGUGAACAUUUGGUGGCAGAGAGUCGGUCUAAACCUAUGCCGGCUCAGAUCACAUCUAAAUCCUGGCGUAGUAGUUAGACCGCGAUUUUGGUCAAUUUGAUUGUGGCACGGCCGGGCAGACAGAUUCGGAGCUACAGUACGCGGACAUGUGUGGUCGAUGUCAGACGUAUUUCAUUCAUGAAUAUGUGAACAGCGGGAAUUAAACAAUCAAGAAUGCACUGCUUAGCAGAAGCGCAUGCUCUUAGCUAACAUGAAUCUGUGACUCCAACAAAACACAAUGCAGCUUUGCAUGGUAAUGUUUCAGACAGUGUAGCCCAGCUGUUGUUUUAAAAGUGGCUUUGGCCCUUCACCUAGUCUCACUGAUCAAGUCAUUGGGUGGAGAGCUGUUAUGGACAUUCAGAAGGAUAUGCUCACAGUUUAGAAAUAGGCAGAUUGACUUGGUUACUAAUUUUCACACCUGAUGGGCGAGUCGGCACUCCAGACACACAUCUGUAUACGACGAGCAAAUAAAAAAGCCAAUUUUACAUAAUAUGUCCCCUUUACAAAAGGGAUAAAUGAAUGAUUGAAUUAAUAAAUAGUAUUUAAUAAAGUAUGUUUUAUUGAUAACAUUCAGUAUACCCCUGAAAUUAUUUUACCAUCAAUAGCAACUUUCCAAAAUGUUUAUGCUUACAGUAGCCGUCUGUAUUAGGAACUCACAUUAUGUCGAUUUAAACAAGUUAAUGUGAGUCAAAGUAAAAUAAUUGCCUUCCAUUCAGUGUUGGAGAACAACUCCCAUGAUUUUGUCACGGAGGUCUUAAGUAACUACUUCAGAUGAAAGAGGCCCCUGCAGCGCAAAGGGAAAACAGCAUACAUAUGUUUAAAAACAUAAAUAGAGGAGAAAGCCCAAUGAUUUUGUCUGAAAAUGAGCUGUGCCAGAGGGCUUGCAUUUGUGACGUCUCGCAGCGCAAUUAGGCGUAGGCAUCUCUGCAGUAUGAACAUCAUUAUGCAAUUAGCAGACGCUGGCAUCCGACUCACAAGUGCUGCUGGGACAAAGAAAGACAGGCCCUGCUCUUUUCAUUAUGCCACUGACAUACAUAUGCCCACGUAGGAGUGGUUUCAUUUGUUUUAGGUUAUUUGUGUUGUGAUACUGUAUAUAUAUAUAUAUGUAUAUACAUAUCAUUCCUAAUUUCAAAUGUAUCCGUGGCUAUUAAGUAAAGCGUGGAGAGUCUCUGUCACGAAAAAUGCAUUGCUACCGUCAGUACAGUCAGUUAAAACGGUAGGGCUGUCACUAUCGAAUCAUUUAAGAAUCGAUUCUCCUGUUGAUUAUUGAUCCAAUAAUCAAAUAAUAAUUGUUCCCCCACUGGUAUGAUUAUUCUUUUUUAUUUUACUACUAACAUGCAUUUUAUUCUAAUUUAUGAGGGGUGGACUUCAACCCUUAAACUGUAUAUGUUGGUACUGAGUGUGUGUAUUUUAGGUCAACAAAACGCUAACUAUCAUUCAGCUCACUGACACUUAAGACGCUCCUCUGUCGUUUUUGGCAAGGUUUAUCAUUAGCCAGACACUGCAUCCAUCUGCAAUAGAUGUCCAAGUGAGACAUUGUUCCAAGAGCAACUUAUUUUUUUUUUUUGUCGAGUAGAGGUUCGAGGCAGACAUUUUGUGUACCACCUAUUUUUUAGGUCAACUUAGCCGAAUUUGUUUCCCCCAUCCCUGAUUGAUCAUUGCCAACAGCCUCCUAAAAUAUCCACACUCUCCUUUAUUCUAGGCCAUUCCCUCUCUUUAUGGCAAUCUGCUUCUUCUUCGACAAUCGUGCCAUGUUUUUGUGGUUCAGUGGAAAAAUAAUACAUUGCAGUAUAUUGUAUGUGGAGCCUCAAAACCUGAUAAAGGUCGCUGUUAUUCUGUUGCAGCGCAUCGUUAGAUGUGCGGUGCUCAGUCGCGGCGAAAAGUCAGCAGUUGGAAUUUUUUCGCGAUACUCCACUUCAGUCGCCUUUAACUGUGUCGCUCGGUGUGUGGCGGGUCUUAAUUUGAUCAGUACCGUCCUCGUGUCGGUACUGUUACGCCAGAGAGCCAACUAUUUGUACAGAUGCAGUUCAAAAAUCAGUUUUCCAUAAUAUUUCACCCUUUUUCAGUUAUAAUGAGUGAUCAUAACAACAUCAUCGACAACAAAUGAAAAAAAUUGAAGUUGAAAAUCGCCACUACAGGUGGACGUUUAGAGUUCCAAUAUAUUGUCCAUGAGCGCUAAGUGCUAAUAAGCCAUGUUUUCAUUGUGGAUGUUUUAUUUCGUGUGUUGCCAUUUAUCCCUUCAACUUAAGUUAUCCAGGUAAGUUAUAGGAUGAGAAUACAUUAUUUAGGCACAUUUUUGUAAAUUCUGUCUACCACCGUGUUAUCGAAUUGUGCUAAAAAUAUAUACAUAAUUCAGAGAUGUGCUGAUUUAACUGCGACAAAACAGCAUUUGUCUCUGUUUUACUUCUCCGCAUACUCCACUCAAGCGCAUUUAUUGCAUCCUCUGCGAAAUGACAACGAAACAUUUCAGUUCAUUCAUCCUAGCUACAAAUUAGAAAUGACUUUUUAUAUUUAAGAUAUGCUUUUAACACUCAGGUGCUCCUCUUUUUUCCCUUUUUUAAUCAUGUGCCCGACUGGUUGCGGCGCACGUGUAAUUUAUCUUGAGGUGGAGAUUCAGCAAUAAAAGGGGAACGUGUUGUGCAGGAUGACAUUG
This is a messenger RNA of Phycodurus eques (leafy seadragon), 4809 nucleotides long. RefSeq lists its product as uncharacterized. Lineage: Eukaryota; Metazoa; Chordata; Actinopteri; Syngnathiformes; Syngnathidae. The transcript has 2 exons. The record is from RefSeq and is a predicted model, not a curated record. The coding region runs from base 480 to 821 and encodes 113 amino acids.